AUGACGAUGGAUGAACGUUAUGUGGAAAAUAUCUGGCAGCUGCUAAAGAGUGCCAUCCAAGAGAUACAGAAAAAGAACAACAGUGGUCUCAGUUUUGAGGAACUCUACCGCAAUGCCUACACUAUGGUCCUACACAAGCAUGGGGAGAGACUAUAUACAGGCCUCAGGGAUGUCGUGACACAGCACUUGGAGAAUAAGGUCCGGGCAGAUGUGUUGGCAUCGUUACAAAACAACUUUUUACAAACGUUAAAUCAUGCCUGGAAUGACCACCAGACCUCCAUGGUGAUGAUUCGGGAUAUCCUCAUGUAUAUGGACCGUGUCUACGUGCAGCAGAACAAUGUUGACAAUGUCUACAACUUAGGAUUAAUUAUUUUCAGAGAUCAGGUUGUACGGCAUGGCUGCAUACGGGACCACCUACGAGAAACAUUACUAGACAUGGUGAUGAGGGAACGUAGAGGUGAAGUAGUUGACAGGCUAGCAAUCAAGAAUGCUGCACAGAUGUUAAUAGUCUUGGGAAUAGAAUCCAGAGCUGUAUAUGAAGAGGAUUUUGAAAGACCGUUCCUUGCUCAGUCUGCAGAGUUUUAUCGGAUGGAGAGCCAGAAAUUUUUAGCAGAGAAUAGUGCAUCAGUUUAUAUUAAGAGAGUAGAAGCAAGGAUUAUGGAAGAGGCUGAACGGGCCAAGCAUUAUCUAGAUGAAUCCACAGAACGGCGUAUAGUAGAAGUUGUAGAAGAAGAACUCAUUAAGAAGCAUAUGAAGACCAUUGUUGAGAUGGAAAACUCUGGUGUUGUACACAUGCUCAAGAAUAAUAAAACAGAAGAUCUAGCUUGCAUGUACAAGCUUAUGUCUAGGGUGUCCGAUGGAUUACGUGCAGUAGCUGAGUGCGUAUCGCAACACUUAAGAGAACAGGGUAAAGCUUUAGUUGCUGAAGAAGAGGGAGGAAAGAAUGCUAUAACAUUUGUACAGAAUUUGCUGGACUUGAAGGACCGAUUCGACCACUUCCUCCAUAAUUCCUUCAACAAUGAUAAGAUCUUCAAGCAAAUGAUUGCAGCAGAUUUUGAAUAUUUCCUGAAUGCAUAAAGUCACCUAAACAGUAAAUCACCGGAGUAUCUGUCAUUAUUUAUCGAUGACAAACUCAAGAAGGGUGUUAAAGGAAUGACUGAGGCAGAGAUUGAAGCGGUUUUGGAUAAAACUAUGGUGCUGUUCCGUUUUCUGCAAGAGAAGGAUGUAUUCGAGCGGUACUAUAAGCAACACUUGGCAAAGCGUCUCCUCUUACAAAAGUCGGUGUCGGAGGACUCAGAGAAGACCAUGAUCUCCAAGUUGAAGACGGAGUGCGGGUGCCAGUUCACGUCCAAGCUUGAGGGCAUGUUCAAAGACGUCACUAUCUCCAACACCAUAAAUGAGGAGUUCAAGCAGAGAGUAAAUAGUGCCGGGACAAAUUUGUGCGGAGUUGACAUAUAUGUGCGAGUGUUGACAACUGGUUAUUGGCCAACGCAGUCGGCAAAUUUGAAAGCCAACGUACCUAUGGCCCCCAGAAGUGCCUUUGAGGCCUUCAGAAGAUUCUACCUCAACAAGCACAGUGGCAGACAACUCACUCUACAGCCACAACUAGGGUCUGCAGAUCUCAAUGCAGUAUUUUAUGGCUCAAGAAAGGAAGAUAGCUGUUCAGCAGCCAGCAGUGUGGCCUCAGUAGCAGCUUCAGCCUCAGUGGCUCCUGCGACAUCAGGUGAGGCGACUGUGAGCAGUGUGGCGGGUAUCUCGUCAUCGUCAUCGGCUGUGGCAGCUGCAGCAGCGGGUCUCAGCAGCAACAACAAUGGCCUAGCCCCCUCCCCUAGUGUGCCAGGGACACCCACUUCGGCUUCGGCUGUGGGGCCCUCCCCCUCCUCUGCCCCUUCUGUCAUGGGCGCAGGAAAGCCCUCGGGGCCUAGGAAACACAUCAUCCAGGUGUCCACAUACCAGAUGGUCAUACUGAUGCUGUUCAACACCAGGGACAAGCUCACUUAUGAGGAGAUUCAGAAUGAAACGGAUAUCCCUGACCGUGACCUUGUUCGAGCUCUGCAGUCGCUGGCACUUGGAAAGCCAGCUCAACGUGUGCUUGUCAAAAGCCCUAAGACGAAGGAGAUGGAGUCAUCACAUGAGUUCACAGUUAAUGACUCGUUUACAUCAAAGUUGUACAGAGUGAAGAUCCAGGCAGUAGCAGCCAAGGGAGAGAGUGAGCCAGAGAGAAAGGAGACGAGGAGCAAGGUGGAUGAGGAUCGUAAGCACGAGAUUGAGGCGGCCAUUGUGAGGAUUAUGAAGGCCAGGCGGAGGAUGACGCAUAACAACUUGGUGGCAGAGGUAACAGAUCAACUCAAGUCCCGCUUCUUACCGUCCCCAAUACUUAUCAAGAAGAGAAUUGAGAGCCUCAUCGAGCGAGAAUAUUUGGCCCGCACUCCAGAAGAUAGGAAAAUCUACUCUUACGUGGCAUGAGGAGUAGGCUGUUUAUACUGGAGCAUAGCCAAGGCUGUGAAACCUUCCCUUGCGAGAGGCACGGCCAUCAGUCAAGGAGGUUGGGGGGAAAGCAAGACUCUGGAGAGUGUCGGGAAUAGGCAGCCAGGCCACCUCCUCUCUCCUCUGCUUUGCUCUGUCUGUCUUUCGGUUUCUUUUGUCUUCUCUGCCUUUUGGUUUCUGUAUGUGUUUGUGUGGCUGUCUCUCUAUCUAUGUGUCUCUGUCUCUUCUGUUUCUUUCUGUUUAUCUGCCUGUCUCACUGUCAGUCUCUUUUUCUCUUUCUCACACCUGUUUCAUACAAAUUUUCACUCCCCAUCCCCCCACCCCCCCGUACAUGUGCUCUCCUCUGCAGGUGUUCACUUCACUCCAUCCCGGGAAUCUGCGGGACUCACACACACACGCUCAUGGACCUAGCAAGUUUCUGUGAGUGUCUUCGAUAGCACCAGCCGGACCCAUGUGUCUUUGUGAGCACCGGUUGGAUGUGUGAUAGAAUUGAAGAAAUAGAUAAGAAUGCUUUGAAAGAAAACAGAAAAAAGGCAAAACAAGAUCAUUUUGAAUGAAUAGAUGAAUGAAUGAAUAUAUCAACAAAGGAAAGGAAACCGGAAAAGAGGACCCCUUGAUUGCCUGGUUGAUCGUUUGGAGAGUCACUGUCGACUGUUUCCUGGAGAUGCUGUUGGAGAAAGAAAGAAAUGUAAAAGGAGGGAAGAAAGGCAGUGUGUAGAUAGCUUGAAAAAGUGUUUAGGACAGUUGAUAGUGAUCGCAACCAAAAGACAGUGAUAAUCCGUGGCGAACAAGAGUGUCCAAUGAACUAUUUUUCCCCCAACCCUCCUUCCUCCUUUCCUCUCCCUCACUCACUUCCCACUUCCCUACCUGCCCAUUUUUGCCCUUUCCCCCAUCCCCUGUCCCCUCCCUGCUUUUCCCCCGGCCCCUUCCCCUGCCCCAUUUUGUAAGAUUGUUUUUUUUGCUCAUGAUAACAUAUGUGUCAUUUUCUAAGAAUGGCCCUUAUAUAGUGUCAGAGGUGCAGACAUGCGCCUUCAGAAAUUUAUACUACGUUAAUGGAAUUGACGAUAACAAUAAGAGGAAAGAAAAGAAAAUAGAAAAAACACUGAAGAAGAAGAAGACUAAGAGGAAAAAUAACAACCAAAUGCACACAUGACAUGAUUUAAAAAAUUAUGAAUAAAAAGUAAAUAAAUAUGUAGAGUGAUGAACCCGCUUACUUGCUUGGUCCCAGCGCAUCCAAACUUGCGUGUGCGGUCAAUGCUGAGCUAAUACCAGUUGGUAGACUUUUUGCCGCAAACUUUUUUUCAUUGGGAUUUUUUUUUUUUUUUUUUUUUUUGUGUUAAAUCUCCUUCCUAACCCACUCUUUUUCUCUCUCUCUCUCUUUCUCUUUAUUUUCCUUUUGAUCAAAUUUUUUUUGUGUAUAUAUAUAUAUUUUUCAUUUUAUAUUGGUUAUGGACAUGUACAUCUGUUGCUCAUGUCUUAUUUUUUUUU
This is a messenger RNA of Penaeus vannamei (Pacific white shrimp), 3975 nucleotides long. Lineage: Eukaryota; Metazoa; Arthropoda; Malacostraca; Decapoda; Penaeidae. The record is from RefSeq and is a predicted model, not a curated record.